Messenger RNA from Cornus florida, 1236 nucleotides. Its product is annotated as methyl-CpG-binding domain-containing protein 5-like. The transcript has 3 exons. The record is from RefSeq and is a predicted model, not a curated record. NCBI's taxonomy places the organism in Eukaryota, Viridiplantae, Streptophyta, Magnoliopsida, Cornales, Cornaceae. Gene Ontology annotation, molecular function: DNA binding. Bases 73 to 864 code for a protein of 263 amino acids.
CCCCGUUUAACCUCGCUGUCCCACACACACACACUUAUCUCUCUGUCACAGUAGUCACAGUCGCAGUUUCUCAUGUCAACCACCGAACCCUUGGGCGAAAACCGGAUCCCUCAAUCGGACAACCCAAACCCGCCUGAAUCUCAUCAAAACCACGCCGACUCUAUCUCGCCGGAUCCUCUCUUACAAUCUGGUACCUUCAUAGACGCCACCGUCAAUCCCCAAGAAGAACAAACCCCAGGCAGAGCUCAAAAUGGCGGUGUAGAACACACCGAAUCACGCCAACCCGAACCACUUCAAUCUCACCAUGACGAGCCGGUGGCCGGCAUUUCGAAUUCUGCAAACGGGGUAACGGCCGCGCCGGUGGCGGAGAAGUCUCCGUCAUCGCGUCGGAAGAACAAAGUGGCGGAGGCGACGGCAGCCUCCGCCCUUGUGCCGGAGAGACCGGACUGGUUGCCGGAGGAUUGGACGAUGCAGUGCACGAUUCGGUCGUCCGGUGCCACUGCAGGAUCGAUUGAUAAGUAUUAUGUAGAACCAGUCGCAGGCCGUCGCUUCAGGUCAAAGCAAGAGGUGCUUUACUUUCUGGAAACAGGAUCGAAGCGCAAGCGGAAACUGAAUCCUGAUGCUGAUGCUACGUCUUCUGAGAGCCCUGGUGCCCCUAAACAAAAGAAAUCUGGUUCAAAGAAGAAGAAGAAGAAGCCCUCUGCUCCUCCUCCAAACUUUGAUUUUGACAAUGUGCCAGAGGAGGUCAGUUGGGUUCUGACAGAUGCGUCUAGCGGGACAUGGUCACCCUAUAUUGGUGAUGAGAAGGUCCCGCAAUCUACCAAGCAAGAGUGGGCUGCUGCACUUGAAUUUGUCAAUGCUUAGCCAUUCACAUUCCACUCCACCAGGCCACCGGAUUUCUCAUAGCUACCAGAUGCCAUUUUGCCUUCCCUCCAAAAUCUAGCUUUUGAAAUCAACUCUAUACAUUUCAUAGAAGAAGGCAGCCUCAACUGAGUUCUUUUUUUCUGUUGGCUGUACUUUAAGUGAGCUGUCAAUUGCCCUUUCUUUUUUACCCCCUCCUCACAGUAGUAGUGUUCUACCUUUUUUUUUUUUUUUUUUAAAUUUAAAUUCAGGAUGGAAUUCCAAGCAGUAUGUGUUUGUCUAAAGGAAUCUUUGCUUAUAGACAAUAUGAAGGAUGUUUUGACUAAUACCCUAUCCUCAUAUGGUUUACCAUUUAUUUUAUUUUUUGUUUAGUUU